Molecule: messenger RNA, 2064 nt
Organism: Acanthosepion pharaonis
Lineage: Eukaryota; Metazoa; Mollusca; Cephalopoda; Sepiida; Sepiidae
Source: the annotation of a GenBank genome assembly
AUGCUUUGUCACUUAAGCAGCAUCGCAUUAUUUAAAUCUUACCGUACAUGUAAUUAUUCAUAUGUUUAUUACUUCUUCUUUUUAAACUCCUCUUUCUUCUUCUUCUUCUCAAACUCCUUCAUCUUCUUUCUUCUUCUUCUUCUUCUCAAACUCCUUCAUCUUCUUUCUUCUUCUUCUUCUCAAACUCCUUCAUCUUCUUUCUUCUUCUUCUCAAACUCCUUCAUCUUCUUUCUUCUUCUUCUUCUCAAACUCCUUCAUCUUCUUUCUUCUUCUUCUCAAACUCCUUCAUCUUCUUUCUUCUUCUUCUCAAACUCCUUCAUCUUCUUUCUUCUUCUUCUUCUCAAACUCCUUCAUCUUCUUUCUUCUUCUUCUUCUUCUCAAACUCCUUCAUCCUCUUUCUUCUUCUUCUUCAUCCUCUUUCUUCUUCUUCUCCUUCAUCAUCCUCUUUCUUCUUCUUCUUCUUCUCAAACACCUUCAUCCUCUUUCUUCUUCUUCUUCUUCUUCUCAAACUCCUUCAUCCUCUUCCUUCUUCUUCUUCUCAAACUCCUUCAUCUUCUUUCUUCUUCUUCUCCUUCAUCAUCCUCUUCCUUCUUCUUCUCAAACUCCUUCAUCCUCUUUCUUCUUCUCAAACUCCUUCAUCUUCUUACUUCUUCUUCUCAAACUCCUUCAUCUUUCUUCUUCUCCUUCAUCAUACUCUUCCUUCUUCUUCUCAAACUCCUUCAUCCUCUUUCUUCUUCUCAAACUCCUUCAUCUUCUUUCUUCUUCUUCUCAAACUCCUUCAUCUUUCUUCUUCUCCUUCAUCAUCCUCUUCCUUCUUCUUCUCAAACUCCUUCAUCUUCUUUCUUCUUCUUCUCAAACUCCUUCAUCUUUCUUCUUCUCCUUCAUCAUCCUCUUCCUUCUUCUUCUCAAACUCCUUCAUCCUCUUCCUUCUUCUUCUUCGCAAACUCCUUCAUCUAUUUCUUCUUCUUCUUCUCCUUCAUCAUCCUCUUCCUUCUUCUACUUCUUCUCAAACUCCUUCAUCUUCUUUCUUCUUCUUCUCCUUCAUCAUCCUCUUCCUUCUUCUUCUCAAACUCCUUCAUCCUCUUCCUUCUUCUACUCAAACUCCUUCAUCUUCUUUCUUCUUCUUCUCCUUCAUCAUCCUCUUCCUUCUUCUUCUCAAACUCCUUCAUCUUCUUUCUUCUUCUUCUCCUUCAUCAUCCUCUUCUUCUUCUUCUCAAACUCCUUCAUCUUCUUUCUUCUUCUUCUCAAACUCCUUCAUCUUCUUUCUUCUUCUUCUCCUUCAUCAUCCUCUUCUUCUUCUUCUCAAACUCCUUCAUCCUCUUUCUUCUUCUUCUUCUCAAACUCCUUCAUCUUCUUUCUUCUUCUUCUCCUUCAUCAUCCUCUUCUUCUUCUUCUCAAACUCCUUCAUCCUCUUUCUUCUUCUUCUUCUCAAACUCCUUCAUCUUCUUUCUUCUUCUUCUCCUUCAUCAUCCUCUUCCUUCUUCUUCUUCCUCUCAAACUCCUUCAUCCUCUCGAGUAAAUGGAUGUUAUAUAUUCUUUCUUUCUUUCUUACUUUCUUUCUUUCUCGUAUUGCCUCUUUCUUUCUUUCUCGUAUUGCCUCUUUCUUUCUUUCUUUCUUUCUCGUUUGCCUCUUUCUUUCUUUCUCGUAUUGCCUCUUUCUUUCUUUCUUUCUUUCUUUCUUUCUUUCUCGUAUUGCCUCUUUCUUUCUUUCUUUCUCGUAUUGACUCUUUCUUUCUUUCUUUCUUUCUCUUCUUUUAUUUUUCUUUCUUUUCCCUUACCCUUUUUAUUCAUUAUUUUUUUCAUUUGUUCCCGCUUUGUUCUUCCCUAUCCCAAAUUCUUCUUAUCCAUUUAACAGCAUUUUCAUUCUCACCUAUGAAGUUUUGCUUUAUCUAUCUAUCUAUCUCAUUCUGUCCAUAUCUAUCUAUCUCAUUCUGUCCAUAUCUAUCUAUCUAUUUAUCUAUGUAUCUAUCACAAACAUUAGGAAACUCUCAAUUUUACAUCGGCCUUUGUUCUUCUUUUUCUUCUUCUUCUUCUUUUUCUUCUUCUUUUUCUUUUGUUUCUUAG